Messenger RNA from Cylicostephanus goldi, 552 nucleotides. The record is from the annotation of a GenBank genome assembly. NCBI's taxonomy places the organism in Eukaryota, Metazoa, Nematoda, Chromadorea, Rhabditida, Strongylidae.
AUGAAGACUCGUUCAUUGCUCAGCAGUCAGUCUCUAUCACUAGUGAUUGGUGAACUGCGUUGGAUUCAACCGCAUCCUUUUCAUUCGCUUCACCUUCUUUUACUUUUAAAAGUGUUAAGAGUCAAGUGCUUUUUGAGGAUGCUACUUCUGAUAAUCCUUAGCCUUGCUGGAUUCUCGCUGGCCUUUAUGGGGGGCUCAACACAAUCCGUGGAGGUUACUGGACGUUUGGUCUGCAAUGAAGAACCAGCUGCUGAUGUCAAAGUUGAACUAUAUGACGAGGAACUGUUUUCUGUAUUUGAUCACAAAAUGGAUGAAGAAAGAACUAAUCAAACCGGUGGAUUUCGUCUUUCUUAUACAGACAAAGAACAUAGCACUAUCGAUCCUAAGUUGUACAUAUAUCACAGAUGCGAGUACGGAUGGCCCUGCGACAGGAAACUUGCCAUUGGCAUCCCAAAGGACUUCGUUAGCCAAGGCACCAUACCAUUUAAAACCUUUGAUAUCGGUAUAAUCAAUCUAGCUGGCAAAUUUACUGGUGAACGUUGGUGUCUCUGA